GAGAAGGAGGAAAGGAGGAGAGAGGAAGGAGAGGAUGAGAGAGGGCUGAGUGAAGGAGAGAGGGAGGAGAGGAGAGAGGACGGAGAGGAGGAGAGAGGGAGCAAGAGAAAACAGGAGGAGAGAGGGGUGAUGGAGGGAGAGGAAAGAGGGAACAAGAGAAAACAGGAGGAGAGAGGGGUGAGAGAGAGAUGGAGAAAGAGAGGUAAUGAAACAGGAGAGGAAGAGGGAGAGCUGAGUGAAAGUGAGGGGGAGGAGAGAGGGAAGAAGGGAGCAGAUGGGGAGAAAAGGCUGAGCGAGGGAGAGGGGAGUGGGUGUGACAGGGGAGAGGAGAAGAGAGGGAGAAGAAGUGGAGAGGAGGAUGGAGGGCUGAGUGAGGGGGAGGAGAAAGGAAAGUAUCCAAGAAGAGAGAGAGAGAGUGAAAUAAGAGAGGAGGAUACAAAAACAGAGGAGACAGGAGACCACGACAUUGAAGGAGAGGAGGACAGAGAGGAUGAGAGUAUUAAAGUAGGAGAGGAGGAGAGAUGGAGCGAGGGAGAAGAGGACAGAGGAUCUACAGUCCUGCUGGAUUUUGGGUUUAGGCUGAAGACUGAGCCAGAACACACAUAUAUGACUGAGAGAACAGCGCCCCCUGUGGACCAGAUGUCUCCUCGCUGUCCCAUGCCCCCGCCCCAUAACGCUCCACGGUGUCCACGCUGCAGUGACACCUUCCCCUCAGGCUCUGCCCUCCUCCUCCACCUGCAGCAGCCGAAGAAGUCGCACGGCUGUGACUUUUGCUGUAAGUCCUUCGCCCAGUCCGCAGAUCUACGACGCCACCUCAGGACGCACACAGGAGAGCGCCCACACCGCUGUGGCUUCUGCGCUCGCGGCUUCAGCCAGAGAGGAAACCUGCGGCGCCACCUCCGCAUCCACACUGGAGAAAGACCCUAUGUCUGCGCUGUGUGCGGCCGCCGCUUCAGUGACGGAGACACGCUCAAGAAGCACCAGCGCACGCACAACUGAACCAGGACCAGGACUAAACUAGGACUGAACCAGGAUCAGGACUAAACCAGGACCAGAACCAGGACUGAACCGUGACUGAGCCAGGAGUGAACCAGGACGAACCGGGACUGAAUCAGAAGCAGUACUGAACCAGGAGUGACCAGGACCAGGAAUGA
Molecule: messenger RNA, 1154 nt
Organism: Periophthalmus magnuspinnatus
Lineage: Eukaryota; Metazoa; Chordata; Actinopteri; Gobiiformes; Gobiidae
Product: zinc finger protein 79-like
Exons: 2
Coding region: 130-999 (289 amino acids)
Biological process (GO): regulation of transcription by RNA polymerase II; central nervous system development
Cellular component (GO): nucleus
Molecular function (GO): DNA-binding transcription factor activity, RNA polymerase II-specific; RNA polymerase II cis-regulatory region sequence-specific DNA binding
Source: RefSeq, a predicted model, not a curated record